UUAUCCUCGGAGUGCUGUUAAAUUCAAGUGAUGUUCGAUUAAUUCCUAUUUUAGCCCUGAAAAACGCAAUCGUUGCGCAAAAUUGUUACUUCGGUGAAAAAUUCGGAAGUUUUUGCAGGUGAAUUUGUACGAUUGAUAAAGUUUUGGCUUUCAGCUCGAGCACCAGGUGCAAUUAUAAAAUUGCUAUUUUUCUGGCUCGGCGGCGAUAAAAUUUUUCCUGCCCCGACAGUGUGCUCCGGUACAUUGGUGUUGGUGCAGCACUUGCAUCAGCCAUCAAAACAACGGACGGCAAGGUUAUUUUCCGGCAGCACUGACCCAGCCCACCAUCAAUACAAACAGUUUUCUGGUGGGGUGGAGAAUCGGAUCGUUCGUAACAAACAAGACACUGGGGUAAGCGACCGCCAGCGGGGCACGAAGAAGGCGGACAGAGAACAAACUUCACUUUUUCACGGCUCCCCAAAUACAGAAGAAAAACCAGUCUCGCUCGAUACACACUGUGUUUAGUAGAAGUGUCAAAAGACUGAAAACAGUAAUGGAGGCCAUAGUUGGGCAGAUUGUGUAGAAUAAAUUGAUCCGUACGAGUUCCAUGGUCGUGGACUCGCUCGGUGUGAUAGUUGAGCCGAAAGAAACAUAGGAAGUGAUCUUAAAGCUAUCGUGUCGAGAUGGAUUUCGAUGAUGAUUCCUCUAAUACGAGGGAGCCAUCAUGUACUCCACCGCUUCCCAACACCGACCUAACCCCGAUGGAGAUUAUGAAAUUUGGUGCUGACGAAAUACUGUCCACUCCCAAGCAUUUGGUCAAAAUGGCAGAAGAAGACGAUGACGACGACGAUGGGGUAGGUGAUAGUAAUUCGUCGCUUCUGCCUAAGGAAUCGGUUCCCGUUUUGCGUGGCGCAGACGAUGAUCUUUGGGAACAGGCAAUCUUCCGUUCUGAUUCCCCGUUGAAUGUAGGAAAGGGUGAAAUCGAGUCUAAGGGAUUUGCUGAGAAAGAUACUUCUAAAAAGCUAAAUUUGGAUGAAAAAACCAUUAAUACCGAUCGGGAAGAAGAUGGAAUAAGUGCAUUUAAGAAAUCUAGCAGAAAAGAUUUCAAAUCAAGGAGAUCAUCUUCAGUGGAAAAACGAUCCUCUAGCCAAGCUCCAGUCUCGACGACGCCCCCUAAAUCACUAACACCGUCGUCGUCGCCUGCAAAAGGUUCCCCGGAUGAGGACAGAAAGCGAGCUGAACAUUUGUUAUCCUCUCUGCUGUUGAAUAUCGGAGAACGUAAAAAAACACCGCCACGCGAGAAACCAUCGUCAUCAUCAUCGGCAUCCAAAGCUUCUAACGUAGGCAAAGAUGACGGUAAAGAAGGCACUCGCAACAAGGACAAACCGGCAGCGGAGAAAAAGAGCAAUAGCAAAAGUAGCAGCAGAGAUGAUAAGGACAAAAACAAAGGUCGACGAUCCAAGGAUCGUAAAGAUGGACGCAAGGAUGAUCUUGCAGUGAACAAAGGGGGGAAAGAAAAGCACGAGAAGCAAGACAGUCGCGAACGUAGCAACAGCAGCAAACGUCGAAGCGAUGAGCGGAAACGAUCACGAGAUCGAAGCGUCAAACCGAAACAGGACGACACGAGGGACAAAGGUCGCAAACGGAGGAGCGCUUCUCGGGAAGACCGCCGUAAGCGAGAUGACGAUCGUAGCAAGAGGGGAAGCAAAGACCGGAAGGGAAGUUUAGAAGUGAAAGGAAAAGUGCCGGACAAGAGAAAAUCUCGUUCGAGGGAACGAGACCGAGAAAGGAAAAUCGAUAACAGAGCUAAAUCGCGUGGUAAAAGUCGUGAUCGUAAUGAGAAGGGGCGCGUACGUGCCCAAACUCCUGGAAUUCGAUCCGAUAAGAAAGGUUUCAAAGCUGAUAGUGGUUCGGGUUCUCUAGGUAGUCGAUCGUUAGGAUUAUUACCAAGUACUCGUGGUAAAACUCCGCCUACACCAGCACAUGCGGAGUCCAGUUCGCGCACCAAUUACCUCGGUGUAUUGUCUGAAGAAAAGUUCACCACGAGUCUCCCUGUUAUCACAUGGCGAGAACGAAUUGUUGCGCAAGAUGCUGCUUCUUCAAAACCGUCGACUUCUCGUAGUACACUUAUUACUCCAGCUGUUGCAGCGUUGCAAGCUAAAGAAGACGAAAAUGACAGCGAUGGAGCCAAAACUCCAAAGCUGGACAAGCCUGCUAAAAAGAAGGAAAGGAAAAAGAAAUCCAAGGAAAAGAAGCCGAAAAAAUCAAGUUCCUCUCGAAAGAAAAAAUCCAAAGACAAGCGCAAAGAUGUAAGAAAGCAGUCUACGGUUGAAAAGGAAGCAAAAGAGAAGCAAACAGAAUUGGAAGAAACAGUGAAAAAUACUACGACUGAAUCGGAACAUGACAUUUCACUGCCGGAAGACGAAGAAGAGCAGCAAGAGCAGAUCAUCAAACGAAUCAAACUCGAGAAACCAGACGAUUGUGAUAAGCUUCUGUUUAGACCUAUUCAAAUCGAUUAUAGCAUUGUGAAGCAAGAACCGCUUACAGACGAAGAGCAGGAAAAAGUCAAGGAAUCAAACACAGAGCCAGCAACGGUAUUAAAUGAGGAACUCGCAAAAGCAAUUGAUCAAGGAGCUGAUCAUACAUCAAAUAAAUUAAUAGAUGAAGAAAAAUCCACAGAUAAACUGAACGUUGAAAAGUACGAAACAGUUUCAGAAAAGAUUGCGGUUACUCCAGAAAACCAAAAAGAUGAGAAAAUACAGAAUGAAGUAGUUAAAACGCAGCCUAAACAAAAAUUCAGUUGCUCCUUUUUAACUGAUCUGAAUACCACUAGCACAGAACAGCUGGUUGAGUCCUUGCCAGUGCUGAGCAAACAAGAGCUUGAAGAUCGUAACCGCCAGGAAUCCGAUUCACCGGACACUGAUGACUACGCGGAUAACUGGGAAAACGAUGAAUUAAGUCCGCUUACGUCUGCCAGUAAAUCUGUCACUGCCGUUGCUACCGUUAAAACUACUCCAAGUAAAGAUAUCAUUAAGCAGCCAGCAUCAAUCGCCUUACCGCCACUCCAGGAGAACGACAAGCGAGCUAGAUUAAUCCCGAAAAGCAUUCAUGAAGACAUUAUUCCCAUGGAUGACCUGCUCAACAUUCAAAGUCAGCUGAAGUCUAUGAAGUCCAAAUUAGAGGAAGCAGAAAAGCAGCGACAAAAUGCUGUCGUUGCCAAACCUCAGGAACCAGUCAAAAAAGUACCCGAGGGACAUUUUACGGAAAAGUUGGCUGACGAAUAUGAGAAUUUUAUGCAAGCUUUGACACAGCAUGAACCUGUGGCGGUGUUAGGUGAAUCAAAACCGGAAGAAGACGCACAAAUAUCGAAGAAAGCUAAAAAAGGCAAAAAGGUCCACAAACGGCGAGGUUCAUCAAGUACCACUUCUAGUAAAAGCAGUACGUCAGAGAGUUCUGAUUCCAGUUCAAGUUCAUCAAGUUCGUCCAGCUCCAGCUCGAGUUCUUCCGACUCAGAAUCGGAUUCAUCAAGCUCAGAAGAAGGUGCUAAAAAGGUUAAAAAGAAGGUUGUGCUCAUCAAACGCAAGAAGAAGAUUCUAAAAGCUAUCAUUCCGGUUGAGGAUAUAGAAAAACUUGUCCCCAGUGAUUUGCUCGAACAAAUGAAAAGUCCGGAGCGUGAGGAAAUAUCGACGGAACCAAAGAUUGAUCUUAAUUCCACACCAAAUGCUUCGUUGGUUAUUCCGGAGUAUCUUUUACCAAAAGCGACCCCGAAGAUCCCGGUUCAAACUCCUUCUAAGAUUUACAGCAUAAUGAACGAUUCGUUGGCGGAACCUGUCAGCAGUCAAGAAUCGCUUUCUGCUGCAAUUAAACCUUUGGAUAUGGAACGCGAUUCUCCUUUCAAAUUGAAAUUACAGAGCAAAAACAAACUUAAUCCCACUUCUUCCUCGUUGAAUCUUCUUGGACCCGAGGACGAAGAAGAUGAAAAUCAGAAAACCAAACAAAUCCAAAAAAGAGAAGAUGAAACUGAUGCAGCUGCGAAGAGAAAAAGCAAAUCUCGUUCCAGGGAGCGUGCUACUUCUAAACGAACUCGAGAUCAAAGAUCGAGGGAACACAGUCCCAAAAGAAUUCGUGAUCGCAAUAAUAAACGCCAGCAAUCGAGGGAUCUUCUUAGUCCUACAAAACCAAAGGAAAGAAGUCCUCUGAGGCGUCCUGCGGACCGUGAAAUUCGUAGCCCACACAGGCGUCGAUCAUCUAUAGAUCGUGAUAAUCGUAGUCCCCCUAGGCGUCGUUUAUCAUUGGAUCGUGAUGUACGAAGUCCUCCACGACGUCGUAGUUCCAUGGACAGAGUUCUCCGAAGUCCUGCAAGGCGUCGUAUUUCAUUGGAUCGUGAUUUACGAAGCCCUGCAGCUAGGCGACGUUCUUCUUUAGAUCGCAAGGAUCGCAGUCCACCUAGACGUCGAUCUUCACUAGAUCGCGAUAGAGAUAUCGAUCGUAGAAAGGAUCGCAACCGACACUCAAGGAGUCCGCUUCCGAGAAGAUUGAGAAGCCCGCUACCUCCUAUUCGUAGAAAACGCACCCGAUCCAGAUCGAGAAGCUUAAGUCCGACGCUGCUUAGACGACCACCUAGUCCACCUCCACCCAGUAAUCGACAACGGAGAUUAUCUUCCGAACGUGAAUGGAAACGUCGCUCACGAUCGCCUUUCUUCCAAGGACGGCCACCUUCGCCCAAAGGAGAGCCUCCGGUUGAGAAUCAAAUCGAUGUGGUCACCAGUUCCGGAGGAAACGGCCCUGUUUUUCCGGUUGGAAAUGAUCAAUCACCGGUCGCUGGCUACAAGAAAAGCGUGGCAGACUCUACUAUCAGCGAUGCAGAACUCGAAAGUCAGAAGAAAAAGCCUAAGAGCGAGAGUUCAGCCUACAAUAAUAUGUACUCGAAAACUUAUGGCUAUUACGGUGCAGAGGAUAUGGUCCUAGAAGAUCAAGAAGGAGGCGACUCGCCACAAAGGCCUUCUCUCGACGACCGAAUCAAUAUCGUUUUAGGAAUAAAUGGUUCUGAGCAACCUAAAAAAUCAGAUCCACCUCCAACUCCCCAAACCGAACAGCACUACGGAGAUUAUCAACCCAUACAGACCCACAUAAAUCAUGGAAUACAACAAGGACCUCCAUCGUACCCCCCACAAUUCCCGGGAACCCCGGGAGCAAUUCACCCUGUGUAUCAGCAAAACUUUGCGCCAGAAUAUCAUUCCCAAGGUCAUCCACAUCCUCCAUAUGGGCCGUAUAAUCAACAAGUUCCACGGCAACCGUUUUAUCCCCGCGGUCCUCCACCACAGCAAGGUUGGCAGAGAGCUCCCCAUGCACCAAUUCUGCAACCAAUACCACCACAUCUCGGAGGCUAUCCGAACGGGCCAUACCAACCCAAUUCUCAGAACAUUCAAAUACCCACUAUUCCGCCACCGACCAUAGAUCAACCGAAAACAUUCGUAAAACAAGUUGGCAACGUGCUUGAAAUUGUUCCAACCGCUGUGCCACCACCGGUCAAAAUCACACCGCCACCUACGCCCCAAAUCGCGGAACAUCCAAAGCAAACGCCACAGCAACCGGCAACACCGAAUCCCUACUUCAUCCAACAAUCGCCCUCGGCCACUCCAAAUCUUCUGACACCUAAAAUCCUUACGGCAGAAGAGCUCAAACUGCGCCACGAACGCCGUUUAGAAUUGAAGAAAAAAAUACGCUCCGAGCGCUCGAAGAAACGCGUUGAAAAGCGAAUGCGCAAGGAGAAGCUUAAAAUGGAAGUUAAACGUCUGUUGGCGGAAACUGCUACUGCCCCGGCCAGCUCUUCUGACGAAGACGAACUCUUCGAUGCCACCAAACAGAAGGAGGUGGUUGCCGCCCUCAGUCGCAACUACGAACGAAGCAUCCUGCGAACUAAAACCGGCUCCUGUGUGGCCCGCAAAAAGGUACUGUUUGCCGAUGGCGUUGCUCCAGGCGACGAAUCGUCUUCUUCCGGUGCGGAAGCACUAAGAUCACCGGCGAAAAUUUCCGCCUCCAAGCAGCGUAAAAAGCUACGACGAAAACGAACCUUGAAGGUUACCGGACGGAAGAGGUUACUGGAGAGGCUGAAGUUACCGGAACUGGAUUUAGAGAAAGAACAAGUGGAUCCGGAGCUCGAAAGAAUGUCACCUCCUCCACCUCCCCCUGGGUCACCACCGCCGGAGCUAAUGCAACCACGAUGUGUCAACCCUCCUCCAGUGCAGUUUAUCGAUUUCCGAGAUGCUCCGCCAAUGCUGCCCUUUCGUGCUUCUAGUAGCGGUACUACACCUUCGAAUACGUCUUCUUCUGUUGGCUCUAGCAAUCCGGCUACUCCAUUUCAUCCAGCAACACCACCAAACCCCAACGGCAACACGAAUCCUAAUAUUGCUAAUUCAAAUCAUAAUCUGAACAAUCACACCGGUGCACCACCUCCAGCACCUCCAGGUCCUUCCAUGUAUCGCAACGCCCCAAACGUUGGAAUGCCCGCAAAUAUGCCCCCGCAUAUUAGAACCCAUCACCACCAACAUGUUCCCCAUCAUUACCACCAUCAUCCGAGUCAUCCACCACCACCUCUAUCCCAUCUCCCGCCGCCGCUACAACAGCAGCAACAACAGCAACCACCCCCAGGUAUGUCUCCCGGCAUGAUGGGUGGACCUCCAAUAAUGAUGAAGAAACAUCACAGGCGCGAUGGUUAUCGAGGACCUCAUGCUCCACCGGAAGCCCAACACCCAAUCGACGCCGCAGCUGCGAUGAGGCACGGAAUGUCCUACGACAUGCACCACUAGGUGCAGGUAUCAGUUUUUAAGAUAGCUUCUUUUUUCGAAGUAAUUAUCAGUGCAAACAGCAAAUAGCUCAUGGAGAGCUAAGCAGUGCACGUUUUGAAUUUUCUGAACCAUUCAGCGUGAUAGCCGAACGGGGGAAGCUUUGGCUUGGAAGCUUCUUUAGAUUUGAAAUGAUAAGUCUUAAAGAUUUUUUAUUUGAAUUUUAAUUUGAUCGUGAAAAAAUUAAAAUGAACUACACACAAACAAGCGAAAUUAUUGCAUAAGAACGUGUUUGUCAAAUAGUGUUGAGUAUGCUAACAAGAUAGUAAUAUAAUUUCAUAAAUCAUCUAUGAUUAAAUAAAUUAAUAAUACUAUGUUAUUGAACUGUAGCAAA
This is a messenger RNA of Uranotaenia lowii, 7158 nucleotides long. RefSeq names its product serine/arginine repetitive matrix protein 2-like. NCBI's taxonomy places the organism in Eukaryota, Metazoa, Arthropoda, Insecta, Diptera, Culicidae. The transcript is spliced from 5 exons. The record is from RefSeq and is a predicted model, not a curated record. Bases 663 to 6788 code for a protein of 2041 amino acids.